Oryza sativa Japonica Group (Japanese rice) is the source of this 669-nucleotide messenger RNA. NCBI's taxonomy places the organism in Eukaryota, Viridiplantae, Streptophyta, Magnoliopsida, Poales, Poaceae. The record is from RefSeq and is a predicted model, not a curated record.
UCUGCCUCUCCCAGACGCGUCGCCACUCUUCACCCACCAUUCCAGUGCCGAUCCAUCCGAGGGAGAGCAUCCUCGCUGCUCUUCUCCACUGGUUCUCCAUCGCCGGCCGCGAAGAAGACGAUGGCCGCAAUCGUUGAUGAGCCGCGGUCGUUUCCUCUUCUCUUGCGUUCCAUACUCUCCUCACCAUGCCGAAUAUUUCUCCUUUUGAUUUCAUCCUCUCUGGUGCAGCCAAUCGACGGAAACGCUGCCGUGCACACCGGAGCUCUGGAGCGCGCUCUGUGCACCGCCGCAGUGACAUCAUCGCCGUUCCCGCUUAUCUGGACCAAGUCGGGCCAAGCUGUCACGCCAGCGUCUUCGCCUCGACCUCCUCUCCAUUUCCCCUCAAGAAUCUCGAAGGAUGGUGCUACGAGUGUGGAGAUCGUCCACCGUCUUCUCCACCUCCGGUCACCGUCGCCGUUGCCGAAUCCACCCCCUCCGUUCUUGGAGCUGAUUGAGCCAUCGCCGUUCACCCGGAGGUUCUUGCCGCCGCCGAGCCGUUACACGAGCCACCGUCAUAAACCUAGCUACCCCAGCCAUGUCUACCAUCUCGAUGAUUGCUUAAUCGGUGAAGAAGUGAUUUAGGUGCUGACAUUUUCCUGAUUCAAGGCAAGUCCCACCUCCCUCUCUUUG